Molecule: messenger RNA, 2971 nt
Organism: Daldinia caldariorum
Lineage: Eukaryota; Fungi; Ascomycota; Sordariomycetes; Xylariales; Hypoxylaceae
Product: P-loop containing nucleoside triphosphate hydrolase protein
Exons: 3
Coding region: 522-2564 (680 amino acids)
Molecular function (GO): ATP binding; ATP hydrolysis activity
Source: RefSeq, a predicted model, not a curated record
AUUCUAUGUAAAACACCCAUUCUACGUUAGGUCCAGGUAACCAUGGGGGGAAAAAGCAGUGGCUGCCGAAUCUAUUAUUCAUUAUCUGGCUCUUGUUCGGCGGCAUAAACAACGUAAAAGACAAGCAUUCUAGAAUCUACAAGCAGUGGGAUAUGUUGACAGUUGAACGCUCCACCAUAUCACAUUCAACAACUAGGCAGUGAACCCAUAUUCUAUGUUAACUAUGGAAUCCUCUAUGUUCUGCUUCUUACCUUGUCUUUGUUGAGUCUUCUCCAUGCCGUCUCAUCGGCAAUGCAUCCAUCCACUUGCUCGUCUUACUUUCUAACAACCAACUUCGACAACUAAGGCUAGAUACUUAGGCAAUCAUAGGAUAUUGCGGCUGCCUGGCAAAUCUGUUAAUAUAAAAUACCUCAUCGUAAAGUGAUCUUCCUACUUGCCCGAAAUAAAAUACACCAUCUAGUAAAAUCAACUGCAUCAAGUUCGACCCUCAACACGAAGAUUACAGUGAACAUAGCGCAGACAUGGAAGGUACCUUGGAGUUAUCUGAGAUUCUUCAGCCGGGUUAUCCUCAAGAGAUGGUUCGCAGAUAUUAUCAGGAACAAUGGAGUGAAUCCGCCAUCAUUGCAGGGGACUUGGAGGUAUACGAAGCCUCAGAUAUUCCUAUUUCUCAUCGCCUGAGCAUGGAAAGGGGCUUUUGGGAAACCCAUUCCAUUAGCAUCCAUGACCCGCUAAUGAGAAAGAUCCUCCGCGAUGUUCUGGAUGGAUAUCCAGGCCUUACCGUACUGAAUACCUGUCGCUCGACUUUCUUCCCACCUUUUCAACCACUAGUGCACCGUUGGGACGAGCUGGAAGGAUAUGCUGCUGAAGCUAAAGCCGACCCCACUACCGAGCACGCAUUCUUUGUGCUACGCUACGUUCUAAACUCAAUCAUCAACCAUCCGCUUUCUCCAUCCGUUAGGAUUAAGGCGACCGGUAAUAUUGACUAUGAAAGUAUAUGGUGCCUGUAUGCCCCUGGUUCCCUAGUCGUGAGUAGGGAAUGGGACGUCUAUGUUGUCUCUCGUGUAACCAAAUGCAGCAAACGAGAUUCCUCACCGGGAACCACUGGAUGUUGGACAAUUGAUGUAGAGCAUGUGGAUUGGAACGGCGAUGAAUGCGGCUACAGAAAAUAUUUUUUCGAAAUCGAAAAAUUCAAGGGUUAUUGCCGAGUCACAGGAUUAGAUAUGUUCCCACUCUCAUAUGCAGAAGAUGAGCCCGGGCUGAGAGCAGCACUGAUCGAGAAGGGCCGUAAGUUUGAGCAACUCCGAGGCUACAAAAUCGUUGCCUGUUGCGAUGGAUGCUGGAUAUGGGAUAAUACCUGUAAGAAUUGGCGACUACAACCCCCUGGGUCAAGGGUUUGUAUUGACGCACUUGCGUACUAUCACGGCAGAUUAUCCGAUAAGCCUAAAUUACGACCACUCCACGAUGACGAAGAAGACCAAGCAGAUAGCAUAGAGCAAAUGGUUGAUGGGUCCCAAACCAUACUAGAGUCUUCGCCAACUCCUCCUGCGACUGAUGUGGUGCCAACAUAUCCAUCUAUGAGAAAAGAGGAACGGCGUCCCUUGACUGAUGAGCAGCGACUCUUGAUACAUCCUUGGCUUCGAGUUUUUGAUUUCCAAACAAAAACAUGGUGCAAGAUUUUGAUCGAUAACGUGAGGGAGCUAAUUUGGGACGACCACGCCUUCGAGAAACUCCUUUUGCCCAGACACGAGAGAGAAGUACUGCUAAACUUCGUUAAAGGGAAGCUCUUGUCUAGGGACUCGGUGCUAGGCGACCUUAACGGGAAAAAGGAUCGCCGUUUUACUUGCCUCAUGCUCGGGCCUCCGGGAGUCGGGAAGAAGUUCGCAGCUAAGGCGGUCGCCGAAAAAGUAAGGCUUCCCGUAUAUUCCAUAUGUGUCUCCGACUACCAGAAUAGUCACUGCGAUUCAGAGGCGGACUUGAAACAGGCGGUGGAUCGCUGCCACCUGCUGAAUGGUAUUCUCCUCCUGACAGAGGCGGACAUGCUCCUUAAUACCCAGAAAAACAACCCCGAAGAGCAGCAACAAGCGGCCGCUCUACUUCAAGCACUGGAAAGAUUCACAGGUAUCCUACUCCUCACUGCCAGAGAAGCCAGCAGCAUUGACCCAGCCUUCCAAAUUGAUCUCUUCCUAGCCUUCGGCCCCCUCACCGCCCAGAUGCGUCGCCAAAUCUGGCAGAGCUCCAUCGAGAACGCGGGGGAGGAUAGCUCCAUAUGCAGUUCCGAGAAUACAGACGAGCUUCUCUACGAGCUAUCGAAAUUCGAUCUGAACGGACACGAGAUCGAGGGCCUUGUCAAAAGUGUCCAGAUCCUUGCGCUGGGGAGCGAAGACAGCGGUCGGAAGGUAUCGAAAGAUACGCUGUGUCUCCUCGCGAAGAAUCGUAUCUUGUCCCUGAGGCCCCCGAGUGGGAAUCCACUACCUAUCUCCAGAGCGCGUUUCCCGCAGCUUGAAGAAGCAAGUUCCCCAAGUAACCAGCGGAGAGCAUCGAGUGAGCCCUGGAAAGGUGUUUAGGUAAACGAUACAGAUCAAAUCAUCUCCCUUCCAUGAUCAAGGGUAACUGGCAGGCUUGGCUUGCAGUGUAGCAUCGUCGAAAUAAGUCCACUUCCUACUAAUGGAUUCGGUGGGAAACUAAGGUACCUAUCCAUGAAUGGCUUUCUGCCAGGGAUAGAGGUUCAUUGGCUAUUUAAGGGGUAGUAAGCUCCCUUGUAAGAGAACAUAAAUUCAGGCAUUACUAGAUUAGCAGAAUAGACUGUAUGUACGAUCCUUGACAUUCAAUCAGGUACAUGGCUAUAACUGGCGUUUGGUAGCAGAGAUGUUCCAGAUCCUCUUGGUAACGUGACUCAUUUGGGUAUGAGGUACUUAAACUUUGGGAUGAAAGAAUAAGCAGAGCGGUGGAGUUUUAGACACCAAGAACGAUG